This is a messenger RNA of Episyrphus balteatus (marmalade hoverfly), 2385 nucleotides long. RefSeq names its product MICOS complex subunit Mic60. NCBI's taxonomy places the organism in Eukaryota, Metazoa, Arthropoda, Insecta, Diptera, Syrphidae. Gene Ontology annotation, biological process: cristae formation. The record is from RefSeq and is a predicted model, not a curated record. The transcript has 12 exons. Bases 150 to 2228 code for a protein of 692 amino acids. Gene Ontology annotation, cellular component: MICOS complex.
AACCGUCAAAUAUAUUAUACUUCUGUCAACUGGGUAUUCGUGGAAUCGUGGAAAUGAAAAACUUCUCUCUCGAAUAAAAAGUUUAAUUUUUGUUGAAAUACAAUAGAAAAACGUGUUGUUAACGGUUGCAGAAGUUUUCAACUAAAAAAAUGUAUCGCCUUGUUUUAAAUAAUGGAAGCAAAUGUGCACGCAAAGGAACAUUCCAGGCCCAAUGCCAACGACACAGUAGUAAUAAUAUUCCAAGACAGGCAGGUUUUGGAAAAGUUGCUGUUUUACUAGCGCCUGUAGUUGCUAUUGGAGGAAUAAUAUCAUACGCGAAUUAUGACAAAGAAUUUAGAAAAACUGUCGAAAAGAAUGUCCCAGGGUCAGCGGUAUUUAUAAAAUUUGUGUUAGAAGAUAAACCUAUUGAGACUGUUUCAAAAAAAUUGGACACUGUAUCACACCAAAUCAGCAACGUUACAUCUACAGUAACAAAUCUUUUUGGAAAUACCGCAGACAAAAAAUCCGACCAAGUUAAAGAAAAAUCUACUUCACAAGCUUCUCCUUUACCUAUAAAACGUACUGAAGCCAGUGAAACUAAGUCUUCAGUUAAGCCAGGAGCUCCUAUAGCCCCAGUAACAAUACAAAAGCCCGUAGAAACUCUUCCCAAAGAUGUAGUUGAACUCGAAAAAGAAGUAGAACUUGCAGCAUCCUUAGCUCUUCAAGAGUACAACAAGGCAAUAAAUAUUUUAAAUUCUUUCAACAAUGAUGUCCGAAAAAUUGUAGAUAAAACAGUUGACGAUAUUGAUCCCACCUCGUGGACAACUUUGAAAAACAAAACAAAUGCUCGCGAUACAUCAGUUCAAGCUGCUGAACAAGCUGCGAUCCAGGCACUUAAGAAAAUUGAAACAUGUCAAAUUGCUCUUAGCAAAAUUGCAAAUGCAUCAAAUCACGAUCGUGUUCUGGAAGUUCGCAACAAGACCAAAACUCUAACUGAUCACAUAAAUGGAGUUAAAAAUGAGCUUUACAAGUUAAAAGAUGUAUCAUCAUUGUCUGAAAAUUAUUGGAAAAAGGUCGAAGCGUCUCGUAACUAUUUCGUUGAUCAAAUUGAGUCCAUAUUUCCUGGAAUAAAUCUAGCUGAAAAAAAAUUAAAAAUUUCUCAAGAUGAUCUUGAUCUAUUUUUGUUACACGCAUAUUCCCAUGUGUUGACAUACCAAAAAGAAUUGCAACGCUUGCAAACAGAUGGAGAGCUACGAUUAAAGCGAGCAAUCGAAGCGUACCGAGGAAAUGAUCAAUCUGUUGCAGUACAAGCUCAGCUUGAUUUUUUCCUUGAGAAAGAAAGACGCAAAUUAGCGAUCGAGAACCAAAACAAAAUAUUGAAUAUUCGAGCUGAUGCGGAAAGACAAUUACGAAAACAACUGAAACAACAGGCAGAAGCUCAUGUUGACCAUUUAAACGAUGCCAUUUCGCUGAGGGAGGCUGAGUUAAAACGAAACUUCAGUCGGGAACUGGAAGAAAAACUUUCCACAGAGAAAGCGUCGUAUAAACUCCAACUAGCAGCAAUGCUUGGAAAACUACGUGGAAUGGACACUGCAUUGAAAGAAAUUGACGAUGAGUUGAAAGAUCGUGCAGAAUCAGAUCGUUCUGCACACCAGGCUCAAGCUUUAUGGGCUUCUUGCCAAGCUCUCUGGGCAACAGUCCGAACUGGAGAACCAGGCGUACACUGGAGAAAUAAGUUGCGUCCAUUGAAAGCCGAAAUAAAUGCUGUGACUAAAGUUUCCGAGGGUGAUGAAUUAGUGUCUGUCGUUAUUCAAAAUCUACCUACAACUGCCAUACACCGAGGUGUUUUCCCCGAAGAUGCACUGCGUGAACGCUUUUUAAAUGUUGAAAAAGUUGCUCGUAAAGUUGCCCUAGUACCGGAGGGAGGUGCCCGACUUCCAAUCUAUUUGUUAUCUUACUUGCAGUCUCUAUUUAUUCUAAGUUCAGACAACCCAGUUUCUAACAAUGAAUUAGAAAAUAAAACUAUUGACUUUAGUAAAAUUGACACAUAUGAUAUACUGAACAAAGCAAGGUAUUUCGUGGAUCGUGGCAACCUAAUGCAAGCACUUAAAUAUUUAAACCUACUCCAAGGUGCUCCCAGAAAAGUCGCAAGUGAUUGGAUAAAAGAAGCUAGAUUGCUUUUGGAAACACAACAAGCUGCCAAUACUCUAAUGGCUCAUGCUGCUGCUAGUGGUCUUUUAUAUUUGUAAAUGUAUUUAAUAAAUGUUCAUAAAUUAAUCUGCAGCGAAACCUUUGAAAAGAGACAGAUAGACAAAAUUGUAUCGAUAUAAUAAAGGAUAUUGAUUGUUUUGCAAAUGCAAAUGAUUUAUUUAUGGCAACAAUAAAUUGAAAUCCAUGUUGAUAAAA